UAUAUAUAUAUAUUUAAUGCAAUUUCUUUUGGUUUCUUUUUUUUUUGCAUCAGGACCACAUUACAACAGGUCCAAAUCUAAAAUCAGUAUAAAGACUAAUUUAAAACGUUUCUGAUUUGUGAAACCUUUGUUCUGUUUGUCUGAUCCACAUGUGAAUAUAACUGUGGAAUCUCAAUUCUGUUUUGCACUUUGACAAAUAACAUAAAGGUUUCAUUAAAAAAAAAAACAAAAAAAAAACGGUUCACCUAAAAUGUCACGAUGUUUGCAUUUCCUUUUGCCUCAAUUUCCCUGUUAGAGCUAACUUCAGCUUAGAACUCUUGAUCAUGUGGGUUAAAGUCAGUAAAUAUUGCAAAAGGCUUGAUCUUAUCGUUGGUGUCCGUCUGUUCUGUGUUUGUGUUGGAGGCUCUCAGCAGCUGUUAAGUUUCGAUUCCAGCAAAGCGAACUGAAACGUGAAAACGAAAGUAAAGCUGCAGCUGACGAUGUGACGGAGAUGUUUGCUGCUCAGCUGAUUUUUACUCAACAACAGGCUCAUUUUGCACAACAGAAGCACGGCUUGAGCAGGUUAUAAACUGGUUGAUGUGGUGAAGGACGAGCUUCAUUAGUUAAACUUGACUGUGAAGAAGACGUUUGUAUCGAUGUCUGCUGGGAUCUGCAGGCUGUUUUCACGGUUCAGUGUCAGAGACUUCCAGGUCGAAAUGAGAGGACUCUCCAACUACCGUCUCUCCUGCUGUGUGAACACUUUGCUGCAGACCCUCUCUGCCACCUGGGAAGUACUAGACCUACUAUUAAAGUGGGAAGCAGCUGGUGCGAGACCGGAUAGUCCUAAUGUCCCCCUGCAGCUAAAGAGGGUUCUUUCAGCCAUGCAAGGAGACCUUCCUCAGCCUGCUCCACAUCGUGACUUCCUCCACUGUCUAGACAGACACUUCAUUCGUCUUGGUGCACAGCAUGACGCUGACGAGGUCUUCCUCUCCAUUCUGAACCUCGUGCAGCAGCAGAUAGAUGACAAAGCUCUGGCUCUUGAAAUCCAGAAUCUUUACAAGAUUUCAGUGGAGACGCACCUGCAGUGUUUGGAUUGCACCUCCAUCCAAACUCGAAGCAGCUACAUGCUCAGCCUGCCUCUGCAUAUCAAGGAAGAUACCAACUCUCUGGAGGGCUGCAUGACCUCCUUCUUUGAGCACCAGGAGUUAAGGGGCAGAGAUCGCUGGUUUUGUGCCCAAUGUGGAAGGAAGACAACCUCCAAACAGGGUGUCAAACUCCUCUCCCUGCCUCCUAUCUUGUGCGUGCAUCUGAAACGAUUUCGGAAUAUGUACGGUUCCACCCGGAAACUUGACUGCAGAGUUACGUUUCCAGAAACCUUUGACUUCUCGGAGAUUGUAAAAGAAGCGUUCUCUACAGGCUCUGAGCAGAACAAUACGAAGUACACUUUGUAUGCAGUGGUGGUGCACUCUGGUGUUGCAAUGUGUGGGCACUAUACUGCCUACGUCUGUCACGGAGUGAACAAGCGCUGGUACUAUGCAAAUGACGGGCAUGUACACCAGACCUCCUGGGAAGAAGUGCAGACAACAUAUGGAGGACAUUACAGAGACACGGCGUACAUGUUAAUGUACAGGAGAGGUUCAAAAGAAGAAUGGAAACAACCGGAAUUUUCUGGCUGAAUGGAUGGAAGCAAAUAAAUCAGGGGACAUGGGGCAACAUAGGAACAUAUGGAAACAUUUAUUUUCUUGAAAUUAUUUAUUCCAAUUUCUGAUUUUGCUGUACAUGCUGAAAGGUUUUAUUGGUGAUAUGUAUUUUUCUGACCUCAUAGAGCUCAUAGAUGUAAACCAGCACAGUAAUUUGUUAAAGGAACCAGUAGGUGGCGUUCAAGAUUCAAAUCCUGAGAGUGUUUUUGACUCAGACCACACACACAGCAAACACACUCUGUGAUACUGGGGGGUUGGUUUGAAGAGAAUGCUUAGCUUAGAUAUUUGCUGUUUGGGGGAAAUACCUGCAACAGGACUCAGUGUUCACUGUCCUGACAAUGCUGUACAUGAGUCAUUCCUGAAGAACAAUGAAGUCAUUUUUUUGCUCACAUGGCCUGACAAAAACAUCAACUUUGAUUUUCUGAAUUAUAUUUUCCUACUUCUUGCAAGUCUUUUUUUAAAACCACUAUUUAAAAAGAAGAUUUGGAGUCAUGUGCCUUAAUAUUUUAGGCAUUUAAUGAUGCACCAACAGCAGCAACUAUACACAGUCAUUUAUGUGUUUGCAGAAUGCAUUGAGGGAAUUAUCUUACAAUUAAAAGACGUUCAACACUAAA
Molecule: messenger RNA, 2293 nt
Organism: Stegastes partitus (bicolor damselfish)
Lineage: Eukaryota; Metazoa; Chordata; Actinopteri; Pomacentridae
Gene: usp18
Product: ubiquitin specific peptidase 18
Exons: 10
Coding region: 636-1655 (339 amino acids)
Biological process (GO): protein deubiquitination
Cellular component (GO): cytosol; nucleus
Molecular function (GO): cysteine-type deubiquitinase activity
Source: RefSeq, a predicted model, not a curated record